Molecule: messenger RNA, 2638 nt
Organism: Ciona intestinalis (vase tunicate)
Lineage: Eukaryota; Metazoa; Chordata; Ascidiacea; Phlebobranchia; Cionidae
Source: RefSeq, a predicted model, not a curated record
GCAAACUUUGUUGCAUACAGACAAGUGAAAAUAAAUAAAUAUGUCGUACAACAGAAGUUUUACAGUCAGUUUUAAACUCUUCGUCUUUUUUGGAAUUUGCACUGGAAUCUGGUUGUUAUAUGUAGAGUUAUCAAACAAGAAUAAUGCAUUGGCAGUUUACAAUGAACGUGAGCACUUGGCAAUGCCAAGUAAGCAGUGGAUGGAAUUUAAUGAUUUCUUAGAGGGAACUUUUCAAGCUCGUUCAUUUUACCCUUAUUGGGUGUCAGGAAACGAAUAUGUUUAUAUGAACAGUACAGCUGCCAUAAAUAAAGUCAAUAUUGGAACUAAUGUUGAAACGGCGAUUUUGAAUGGGGAACCAUGGUCAAAUACAGAGAAACCAUUCUCUUGGAAAAUAUCUGCCGAUCAAAACUACUUGGCAAUAUUUUAUAUGAAAACAGACGGCUAUGCUGAUUACGUCAGAACAUUUUCAUGCGAUAUUUACAACUUAUUAAACGGAACCAAGCAAAUUCUUCCAGACUUUCCCACAGAAAACCUGCAAAAGUUUCAAUGGUCUCCAACUGGUCAUGAUUUUUCUUACGUUUACGAAUUUAAUGUUUACUUGUACAAGAAUACAUUCCUAAAUCAUCAUCAAAUUACAAACGAUGGAGACGAACAGAUGGUUUUUAACGGAAUUGCUGACUUUUUGCACUGGAUUGAAAUAACCGAAGAUGAUUCUUUGAUGUGGUGGUCACCAGACAGUCAAUAUUUGGCAUACGCAACAAUCAAACAAACUAAUGUUUUCGCUGUUGAGUUUUCUGUGUACAACAACUACCAAUACCCAGAGAUGAUAAGAUAUCCUUAUCCCAAACCUGGCACACCUAUACCAACUACAACUGUCACUGUUGUUGACUUGAGCAAUUUGUCUUUAACUCAACUUAAAACAUUGAAUUUUUCAUCUUGGUCUGACGGGUAUUAUCUCAAUUCAGUAACUUGGCGAGGUAAUCAUAUAUUAAGCCCGACCUGGAAAAACCGUAUUUCAAAUGAAGCAGUGGUAGAAAAUUGUGAAACACCAAUGUUCAACUGUUCUUAUGUUUCUGGAAUGACAAGUAAGAGUACAACUGGAUGGCUGGGUCACUACAAAGUAGCGCAUAUUAUUCCCACAAACAACGAUAAUGUUUAUAUUACGGUACGAAGUUUAGACGGCUAUCAACAUAUUACAGUGUUUUACGUGAAGGAAAAUAAGGACGACUGGAGAACAUCUGGAGAGUUUGAGGUAACUGACACCAACGAGGGAUAUUCACCAAUUUACUUCUACGAUGAAAUAAACGACUGGAUUUAUUUCACAAGUACCGAGUUGGAAAGUAAACCAGGUACAGCGUUGCCGCGGAUACGUCAUAUCUGGAGAGUCAAAGGUUCUGGUAGCGAUAAAAAUCGCUCUUGCAUCUCUUGUCAUCUUAAUGAAAUAUUCCCGGACAGAUGUAAUUGGGUGACGCCAUCGUUUAGCAGGGAUGGGAGUUACGUGGUAAUAAAUUGUGGGGGAUCUGGCAACGCUGCACCUGUGUCAACUCUCCAUAUGAGAAAUUCUAGUGGAGAUUAUGAAUUUGUUGGAGUCGUUGAAGGGAAUGAAGAGUUAAUUCAAACACUAAAUGAUUUUUACUUUCGGAAACGUAUAUAUGGAAACUUAACUUUAGAGGGCAUACCUGGAGAAUGGUUUUACAUGCUUCACUUGCCUCCUAAUUUUAAUGAAAGUAAGAAAUACCCGAUGUUGGUGCAAGUCUAUUCAGGACCUGCUUACCAGCAAGUUAGAGACCGUUUUGAAGUUAGUUGGAAGGAUUAUGUCAGCAGUGCCCGUGAUGUAAUUGUUAUGAGUUUUGAUGGGAGGGGUACAGGUUAUAGGGGAGAUAAAAUCAUGCAUCAGGUUUAUAAAAAACUUGGUCAGUAUGAACCUCAUGACCAAAUAGCAGCAGCAAGGAAACUGGCAACCGAAAACCAGUUUAUUGAUCAAUCGAAAAUUGCUAUAUGGGGGUGGUCAUAUGGAGGGUAUACAAUCGGAGAAGACGCGGAUAAUGUAUUCAAAUGUGGCUUUGCUGUUGCCCCAGUUACAAAGUGGGAGUAUUACCAUACUAUUUGGACUGAGAAAUACAUGCAACAACCAAAAGACAAUCCUGAUGGUUACGCCAAAGGUAGUGCGCUUCAAGGAAUUGAAAACUUUCGAACUCAUCAUUUUAAUCUAUUCCAUGGAACAAAAGAUGAAAAUGUUCAUUUUCAAAAUUCAGCUCAACUUUCAAAAUAUCUUAUUGAUGGUGACGUCAAGUUUGGCGCUUUCUUUGCUGCAGAUGAUGACCAUAGCAUGUCUCGAGUGAAUAAUGGUUACAGAAAUAUUUAUAAACAACUCACAAGGCAAAUGGAUCUUUGUUUUAAUCUGUAAAUAUACUUAAUUUUGGUUUAAAUAUAUAAUUUUGUACCAGAGUAUUUUAUUUAAAAUAUUUUUCAGGUAUAAUAAAAAGUUGGGUGCUAUUGAAGAAUCCUCCCCCCCCCCUAAUUUGCUAUUCACUAACCCUUAACUACUAACCACCAAACCUCUAACAAUUCCCACCAGCCUAUUCUGCUAUGUAUCGGAGGAUUCUUUACUAGUGCCAAAACUAGUCUUGUUUGAUCA